Oryza brachyantha (malo sina) is the source of this 1377-nucleotide messenger RNA. RefSeq names its product probable adenylate kinase 7, mitochondrial. Bases 110 to 1039 code for a protein of 309 amino acids. The record is from RefSeq and is a predicted model, not a curated record. Gene Ontology annotation, cellular component: cytoplasm; mitochondrion. The transcript has 4 exons. NCBI's taxonomy places the organism in Eukaryota, Viridiplantae, Streptophyta, Magnoliopsida, Poales, Poaceae. Gene Ontology annotation, biological process: nucleobase-containing compound metabolic process. Gene Ontology annotation, molecular function: ATP binding; AMP kinase activity.
GGCGACCACCAGCUCGCUCUCCUCUCCUCUCCUCUCCCUUCCCCCUCGCGCCGCCACGCGCACCAGCGCAAAAACCCUACCGCUCGCAAACCCUAGCCGCCGCGGGUGAAUGGCCGGCCUCAUGCGGCUCGCCGGCGGCGCCGCGCGGCGCCCCCUCUCCCGCGCGCUCGCCCCCGCCUCCUCCGCGGGGGGAGGAGUGGCACGGCGGAGGAUGGCGGCGGCGGCGGCCGUGGUGGAGGACGAGGCGUACUGGAGCGACUGGGAGGAGGAGGAGCAGGAGAGGGCGCGCGCGCGGGAGUCGGCGCCCGUGGCGGAGAUGUGCCCCACCGGCGGCGGCGGCGGCGGCGGCCCGCAGUGGGUGGUGAUGGGGAGGCCCGGUCCGCAGAAGCACGCGCACGCCGCGCGCCUCGCCGAGGUGCUCGCCGUGCCGUACAUCUCCAUGGGGACGCUCGUCAGGCAGGAGCUCAGCCCGGCGUCCUCGCUCUACAAGAAGAUUGCUAAUUCGGUGAAUGAAGGGAAGCUUGUGCCUGAGGACAUUAUAUUUGGAUUGCUGACGAAGCGUCUCGAGGAAGGAUACAACAAGGGUGAAACUGGAUUCAUCCUCGAUGGGAUCCCACGCACUCACAUGCAGGCUGAGAUUCUUGAUGAGAUUGUGGAUAUUGACUUGGUUCUGAACUUCAAAUGUGCUGAUAACUGUCUUAUGAAGAGGCGGUUCGGUGGUGACAUCUGCCCCCACUGUGGACAACUUUUUGACGUUAGCAGAACUGCGUCUACAGACUGUAAUCCGAGCCUAGGAAGCUGUACAUGGCCUUCUCAGGUGCAACAUGCUGCUGUUUUAGGUCUGGAGGACUCAAGAAUGGAGAGGAUGCGUGCUUAUGCUGAACAGACCAAGUUACUGGAAGAAUACUACAGGAAACAGCACAAACUUAUGGAAUUGAAGACGUCGGCUCGCCCUGGAGAAACAUGGCAGGGGCUUGUUGCCGCCCUACACCUCCAGCAUCUGGAUGCAUCCCCGACACCGCACAAACUCACUGUGUAAAUAUCGUUUGUGUGUUGUCUGAGAAAGAACUUUGAAAUGAGUCUAAGGAUCUAGAUUGUGAUCCUAGCCUGCAGCAUAUGUAGUAUUCCUAUGUUUGUGGGUUCUGACUUCUGAGGAGUCAGCCGGCUAUGUCGUUUUGAUCUUUCUGUUUCCAUAGAUAUAUAAAUGUAAGCGAUUUUGCGGACGCACUUAUAUGUUUGUAAUGCAGAAUACUGGACUUGCGAGUGCAAGUAUACCAGCUUGUUUGCCUCCAUUUGGGCUGCUGUUUUGUGCCUCAUUUAUCCUGUUUUCUAAGAAGAUAGUACAUCAAUUUUAAAAUAUAAGCUCGAGAACCGAUC